AUGUUCAAGAAUCACCUGGCGAUCACCACUUCGUCCCUGGGGCUUCACCCCUCACACACUCUCCCCGAGAAGAUCCAAGCAGCUGCAUCGAAUGGCUUCUUCGCGGUUGAGAUCAUUUACCAAGAGAUAGUGGUCUAUGGAGCCUCUCAAGCUCCUCCUUUGACCACGAUUGCGGCUGCUCACUCUAUUGGCGAAUUGUGUUUAUCUGCCAAAUUGGAAGUCCUGGCUCUGAACCCAUUCAAGAACUUCGAAGGCCACCACUCGCCGCUCACUGACCGACUUGAUUCUGCUCGACACUGGACCGAGAUUGCCGCAUGCCUGGGAGCAAAAUAUCUUCAAGUGCCAUCUCAAUUCGACACUGCCAACAGCUCAGAAGAUUGGAGUCAGAUGGUGAAGGAGAUGCGCCAACUCAGUGAACUGGCAGCUUCUCAUUCUAUCAGCAUCGCCUACGAGGCAGUGGCAUGGGGAAGUUACAUCGAUACCUGGGAAGAGUCGCUCCGACUGGUGCAAGAUGUGGACCGGCCAAACUUUGGUCUCUGCUUGGAUUCCUUUCACAUCGCCGCGCGAGUAUGGGGGGAUUGCACUACCGAACGAGGGAUACGUGAAGACGGGGAUAGUGCAUUGCAAGCCUCCCUUGAUCGAUUCGUACAGACCUGCCCAAUGGAAAGGAUCUUUUACGUGCAGCUUUCCGACGGAGAAAGAUUUGUGCCCCCGUUGAGACCGGAGCAUCGUUUCUAUCAGGCGGAUCUCCCCUCAGCUUUGACUUGGUCUCGAAACAUGCGCCUAUUUCCUCUCGAGACGGAGCUUGGGGGAUAUUUUCCCAUGCAGGAAAUUGGAAAUGCUUGGCUAAAUAGGAAGAGCUGGAAAGGCGUGGUUUCAAUGGAGAUUUUUGACUGGAGGAUGAGAGAGGAAGCAUCAAGACGACCAGAUGAGAACGCGAAGCGAGGAAUGGAAUCAUGGAAAAAGCUUGUUGCUGCUCUGGAGCAGACGUAA
Molecule: messenger RNA, 993 nt
Organism: Penicillium cinerascens
Lineage: Eukaryota; Fungi; Ascomycota; Eurotiomycetes; Eurotiales; Aspergillaceae
Product: sugar phosphate isomerase/epimerase family protein
Exons: 1
Coding region: 1-993 (330 amino acids)
Source: RefSeq, a predicted model, not a curated record